AUGAUAGCGAAGGGAUACACUGAGGAGCACGAAAUUCUGGCAUUUGACGACGAGACUGGCCUCGGUACUGUGUCCAUUACCGACCACGCCCAGUCCAGUCUCGGCGACGUCGUCUUCGUCGAGCUACCUUCAGUAGGCACCGCCAUCCAGAAAGGAGAUCAAAUCGGGGCCGUUGAAAGUGUCAAGGCCGCCUCGGAUAUUUAUGCACCUGUGUCGGGUGAGGUUGUCGAGGUGAAUGAACGCCUCAACACCGAGCCAAGCCUGCUGAACAAGUCUCCCGAGGACGAAGGUUGGCUGUGCAAGAUCAAGCUCUCGGCACUAGAGGAGCGCGACGCGCUCCUUUCUGCGGAGGACUACAAGAAGAGUUAUGAAUCAUAA
This is a messenger RNA of Coniophora puteana RWD-64-598 SS2, 378 nucleotides long. RefSeq names its product glycine cleavage H-protein. Gene Ontology annotation, cellular component: mitochondrion; cytoplasm; glycine cleavage complex. The transcript is spliced from 5 exons. Bases 1 to 378 code for a protein of 125 amino acids. NCBI's taxonomy places the organism in Eukaryota, Fungi, Basidiomycota, Agaricomycetes, Boletales, Coniophoraceae. Gene Ontology annotation, biological process: glycine decarboxylation via glycine cleavage system; protein lipoylation. The record is from RefSeq and is a predicted model, not a curated record.